UCAGACAGCUAUAAGAAAAUAUAUCUCUCAAAGACACUACUAUCACGUUGCAGAGAAAAGUUUUGGCCCCACCAAAUCUCUAACUUUUGUUUCAAUUUAAAAAUGAUGGGGGUAGGAUGCGAAGGAGAGAUUUCAGAUAUUUUGACAAUGUGUGAUAUUCCAUUUCCACAUUCUCGUGAAGUUGUGAUGAUAAAAGGAAUAGCAAUAGUUGGUUUUGAAACCUCUGAAAAUGCGACAAAUCCAUCCAAUGAUGUCAUGGAACAAAUUUGCUCUGAACAAUAUUCUGACAAGAUGAUCUUCCUCAUCAAAUUUCCGUUAUCCUAUGAUCCAUUAAAACAGAAAAUUGAUGAAUUAUUUGAAUGCCCUGGAGUUGUGGCAUUUCACUUUGAGACUCAUUUGGUGAAGAAUACAAUUUAUGUGGAAAAAAAAGCAUUUCAAAGUGGAUAUCAUCAAAAAGAUGAAAAAGGAUAUUUACCAGAAGGAAAUAAAGUUUCAUGUGAAAGUGUUGAUAAUACCCUGGAAACUAUCAUAGACUGUAUGGAUGUGGUGAAGAAAGUGACAGAAAAAUGUGGAUUAGAUGGGGUAAAGUUUGGAGGAUUGAAAGUUGAAGUGUCUGAAGAUCCAGGAAGAUCAAUUGGAGCAUAUUCUUAUUAUCUAUCACUUCAAAAAAGUACCAAGAAUAGUAUUUUCAUCCAUGUUCCGCCAUUUGGAGGAGAAUGUACAAAGGAAGCCGUUGUCAAUGUUGUUAAAGAAAUUAUUGAUGCUGCCACAUAAAGCCAAUAAACUAAAAUUUACACGAAAUUUUUUGAUUUUUUAUUCGAUUUCCAGAUUUCUGAUUUCUGAAUAAAUUGGUUAUAUUUUCAACAA
Molecule: messenger RNA, 867 nt
Organism: Caenorhabditis elegans
Lineage: Eukaryota; Metazoa; Nematoda; Chromadorea; Rhabditida; Rhabditidae
Gene: M04C9.1
Product: Pyroglutamyl-peptidase 1
Exons: 7
Coding region: 103-774 (223 amino acids)
Source: RefSeq, marked reviewed